This is a messenger RNA of Polistes canadensis, 1716 nucleotides long. RefSeq lists its product as uncharacterized. Gene Ontology annotation, biological process: spinal cord motor neuron cell fate specification; central nervous system development; neuron projection morphogenesis. The transcript is spliced from 3 exons. Gene Ontology annotation, cellular component: nucleus. NCBI's taxonomy places the organism in Eukaryota, Metazoa, Arthropoda, Insecta, Hymenoptera, Vespidae. The coding region runs from base 1 to 1716 and encodes 571 amino acids. The record is from RefSeq and is a predicted model, not a curated record. Gene Ontology annotation, molecular function: sequence-specific double-stranded DNA binding; DNA-binding transcription factor activity, RNA polymerase II-specific.
AUGGCAGCGAUGCAUUAUAACGCUCAAGUAGUUUCCGAGGAUUUGCAUCAAACUCAUCAGAGACAAAUUUAUGGGAUACAACAAAGAUUACAAGAUCCUGGAUCAUCAUCCCCUAGAUCGGAAGAAGCUAGAUCACCUAUCGAACCUAGAGUAAGAUCACCCGAAGAGAUUCGUUUCGUUGGUACGAGAUCACCCGAUAAUUUAGAGGAUAGAACGCAAACUGUUAGAUACCAAGAGGAACUUUGUCCUAAACGUUACACGAAAGAUCAUGCCAGUCAGAAUUUCUUUCAUGAACAAGAUAAUAAUAUUACCUCGAGGAAGUGUUUCCCAGACGAGAUGAUCAAUGUUACUACGGUUAAUAAUCGUUGUCGUGAAUCCGGUACGUCACCCGGUAGAACGUUGUCGCCACAAGGAUAUACUUUAAAUUCGACAAGUCAACACAAUAAUUCGAGUAAAACGUCGUUCUGUAUCGAUGCGUUACUUGGACGAGCUACUACGGGAAAACACAGUAACGAUAUUGACGAACAAGAUCGACAGAAAAUAUUUCCUACGAGAAAUCACAAAAAUGUCGUACAAGAAUCCACGUUGAAUCUCGCGAACAAUUCGGUAGUACAAUCUAUUCAAGGUAGAGGAGAAUCACCACCGUGCUCGAUAAGACGUAACGACGAUCAAAGAACUGGCAUAUCCCUUGGUAAUCCUUUACAUCCGUUCGUACAACAACAUCCAAGAUCUAUUUCACCGACGGGUGUUGAAUCCGGCCACGAAAGUCAAUCUACUAAUCGUGACAAUUUUCUUGCUAGUAUACACAACAAUGACUCGAAUAUGCAAAUAGGCCGUAACGUUAACACAGUUUAUCGUAACGAUCGUUUGGAAACCGUCGAAGAUGACGGCUCGAUUGAGGUUGAUCCUAGCAGGACUACGGGUAGCACCAGUCCUGGUAGCAAUGCUAGUCGUAGUCCAGCAUCAAGCCCACCUAUUUCACCUGGUUCCGAGGAAGUUACGAGUAACGGUAUUCUCGGACAUCAAAGUCUAGCACCUGGACCAUACGCCGUCGGUGCCGGUGGUGUUGUUAGACAGAAUCAAGGACUCUUGAUACAUCCUGGAGGACCUCUCAUUCAUCCCGGGGGAUUGUAUUAUCAUCCCGCAAGUGGUAGCGCAUUUCACUCGAUACACAAGGAGGGUCAACCUGUGGUGGGUCAUCCUCAAUCGACCGGUCCUCAUCCUCAACAUCACAUUCAUCAACUUCAACUCGAGUGGUUAGCUAGAACUGGAAUGUUGUAUCCCAGAUUACCCGCUGACUUAGCCGGUUGUGCGGCUCAACACGCGUUACUUGGUAAAACGAGAAGACCUAGGACAGCAUUCACCUCGCAACAACUUCUCGAAUUGGAAAAACAAUUUCGUCAGAACAAGUAUUUGAGCAGACCGAAAAGGUUCGAGGUAGCUACUUCGUUGAUGCUGACUGAAACACAGGUGAAGAUCUGGUUCCAAAAUCGACGAAUGAAAUGGAAAAGAAGUAAGAAAGCACAACAAGAGGCACGUGCAAGUGGAAAACUCGAGGAUACCGGUAAUACGAAAAAUUCCGAAAGAGAUAAUGCCGGAAGUGACGUAUCGGUGACAGCACCGUGCACACCUGAAGAACCUAGAGGAACUUUGCAAGAAACUCAGAGAACUUCGACGGAACUUCAGGAACCACUUUAUCGUCCUUACGUCGUUUAA